Balaenoptera acutorostrata (minke whale) is the source of this 2423-nucleotide messenger RNA. It is a transcript of the gene NAGA, whose product is annotated as alpha-N-acetylgalactosaminidase. The record is from RefSeq and is a predicted model, not a curated record. Gene Ontology annotation, cellular component: cytoplasm. Gene Ontology annotation, biological process: oligosaccharide metabolic process; glycoside catabolic process; glycosylceramide catabolic process. NCBI's taxonomy places the organism in Eukaryota, Metazoa, Chordata, Mammalia, Artiodactyla, Balaenopteridae. The coding region runs from base 691 to 1926 and encodes 411 amino acids. The transcript is spliced from 10 exons. Gene Ontology annotation, molecular function: alpha-galactosidase activity.
GUGCAAGGUUUGCAGAGAGGUUGGAUGUAGGGAGUGAGGGAAAGAGGAGGCAAGGAGGACUCCAACGUUUUGGCCUGAGCACCUGGAAGGAGAGUUGCCAUUACCUGAGAUAUGGAAGUGGCAGGUGUCUGGGGCCAGUUAUGUUUGAGAUGCCCAGUGAUCAUCCAAGUGAAGGUGCCAAGAAUGAAGUGCUUGGUACCUAGCGGUUGCUCAAUAAGUAUUUGAUGAAUGAAAGAGGAAGGAAUAUGCAAAGUGCCUGGAUAAGAAUAAUGGGUGGUCCAAGUGUCAGGUAGGGAAGGAGGGUCUCCUGGCUUUGAAAGAGCUGUGUCCUCCACCUGGUUUGCUUUCUCCCACCCAUCCUCCUCGUGGUGCCUAUUCAUCUUCCACUACUGUUUGUGAGCGGCUUACUACGGGCCCUGCUUCAGGGCAUUCUCCCAUUUUUCUUUAAAAAGCCCUCAGCAGGUAUUCACGCCACAGCUAUUUAUUGAGCGUCAUCUACAGUGCACUAUCCUCGCCUUCAGGGAACCCAGCAGAGGUGAAAGGACUAGCUUCACAUGAAGUCGCGGUUGGCUCGUGCCUGCCUCGGGGGCGCGCAGAGCCGGAGCUCGAAGGAGCUUCCAAAGCCCAACAUAUAAAGCUGGUAAAAGCAGAGCAGAUCUGGUCAGGUCCUGAGACGCUGAGUCCAGAGCGAUGUUGCUGAAGACAGUGCUCUUGCUGGCCUUGGUGGCCCAGGUGCUGGUUCUGGAGAAUGGGCUCCUGCGGAGGCCACCCAUGGGCUGGCUGGCCUGGGAACGCUUCCGCUGCAACACUGACUGUAACGAGGACCCAAAGAACUGCAUCAGUGAGCGGCUCUUCAUGGAGAUGGCUGACCGGCUGGCACAGGAUGGAUGGCGGGACCUGGGCUACGUAUACCUUAACAUCGAUGACUGCUGGAUUGGUGGACGUGACGCCAAAGGCAACCUGGUGCCUGAUCCCAAGCGCUUCCCCAACGGCAUGGCCUUCCUGGCAGACUAUGCUCAUUCCCUGGGCCUGAAGCUGGGCAUCUACGGGGACGUGGGCAACUUCACCUGCAUGGGUUACCCAGGCACCACGCUAGACAAGGUGGUCCAGGAUGCUCAAACCUUCGCCAAGUGGAAGGUGGACAUGCUGAAGCUGGAUGGCUGCUUCUCAACCCCCGAGGAACGGGCCGAGGGGUACCCCAAGAUGGCUGCUGCCCUGAAUGCCACAGGCCGCCCCAUCGCCUUCUCCUGCAGUUGGCCAGCCUACGAAGGGGGCCUCCCCCCAAAGGUGAACUACACUCUGCUGGCGGACAUCUGCAACCUCUGGCGCAACUAUGACGACAUCCAGGACUCCUGGAGGAGCGUGCUCUCCAUCCUGGACUGGUUUGUGACCCACCAGGACAUUCUGCAGCCGGUGGCAGGCCCUGGGCACUGGAACGACCCAGACAUGUUGCUCAUUGGGAACUUUGGCCUCAGCUUCGAGCAAGCCCGGGCCCAGAUGGCCCUGUGGACGGUGCUGGCGGCCCCCCUCUUCAUGUCCACGGACCUGCGUACCAUCUCCGCCCAGAACAUGGACAUUCUGCAGAAUCCACUCAUGAUCAAAAUCAACCAGGAUCCCUUAGGCAUCCAAGGACGCAGGAUUCUCAAGGAGAAAUCCCACAUUGAAGUGUACGUGCGGCCCCUGGCCAAUGAGGCCAGCGCCAUAGUCUUCUUCAGCCGCAGGACAGAUAUGCCGUAUCACUACCGGACCUCCCUCGCCCGGCUGAACUUCUCCAGCUCCAAGGUGUAUGAGGCCCAGAACGUCUACACGGGUGACAUCAUCAGUGGCCUCCAGGAUAAAACCAACUUCACAUUGAUCAUCAACCCUUCCGGGGUGGUGAUGUGGUACCUGUAUCCUAUCAGGAAGCUGGGGACGCCCCAGCAGUGAGGAGCUGGGACGUGUGACAGGCUGUGGCAGCACCACUGAGCCCAGACCACGGAGGUUCCACGUGCUGAGGGCCAGUAGGUGGGGUCCUCUGCUACCCAUCAGACCCAAAGUGCAAUCUCAGGGCCAGGUUCUACGCCCUGCACAAGUGUGAACUCUCUUGGAAACUUGCCUUCGGGAGACUUCCUGUGGCCUUUCUGGCCUCUACCUCAUCUGUACAGCCCCACGGAUGUUGCUGAACAACUCAGCCAGCCUCCUCAGCCCCCAUAGGCAGAGGCACCGAUACUUGUCAGGAUUCUAGUCUCUGACCUUCUUUUUACUGACUCUGAAAUCAGGAUUUGGAAUUUUCUUAAAAUUAGGAGUGGAGCUCUGACCUCUUGUCGGGAAGUCCCAUGAAUUAUGUGAUUGACUUUCCUGCCUGGAGAAGGCCUUACAGGCUGACACUGCCUGAGAGUGACCUUGGUUCCUUCGGGUCACCAAUAAAGCUGUUCUUUAGUCAA